UGCAUUGCGUUCUGGUUGUACCGCCUGGUUUCACUUUUUUGCAUUGGAUGAAAAGUAAUAAGUCUACAUCAAAGCGGAAGUAAAAUAUAAUUUGCGCAUAAAAUCAGCGGAGUCUUUCGCCAAUAUUGUGAAUAACUACCAAACUUUUGAAAUAUAUACAACAGUUCAAAUUGUGAAACUUCAGAACAGAAAAUUUCAUCGUCAGCAUAUAGUGAAUAUUGGAAACAAAACUUAUUAUUUGCCCCAAAAGAAAAUCUGAAAAUAAGAGAACGGGACAAAGCAAAAGCGUGACAGCUACGAAAUAGCAAAUUAUUGGCAGACCACAAAAACAAAGACUUUGACGAUCACCCUCACUACAUAGCAGCAAGGGAGGAGGUUGUAGAAACGUAGUAGAUGAAAGUGUUGCUGGGACAGCGUAUAGGUGGUGAGGAAAAGUAACGACGUGGUAUCAGUUUUGCGCAAGAGGAAUAACCAAAGGAAAAGACGACCCAAUCGAAAACCAAAAUAUAUAAAAUUUUUUAAGGAGUCUUUAACGCGUUUAGCCUUUAUAGUCAUAGGGCCAUGAGUGUCGACGCGUACGGUCCUAGUUCCCAGACUCUGACGUUUUUAGAUACAGAGGAAAAUGAUUUGAUUGGGGCAGAUACCCAGGCAUCUGAUUUUGAUUUCCGCGACUUUACGUUGCCUUCUCAGUCUCAAACACAGGCUUCGCAACUGGAGGGAAUAGGAGGCAGCGCUGCAGUUCAAAAUAAACUGAAUGCCUUAACUAACAAUUUGGCUGAGUUGCAAUUUGAGGAAGAAGAUGAAGAUACAUCCAUACUAGCCGUAAAGGAACUACCUGUACAUGCCUGUAAAUAUUGCGGCAUUCACGAUCCUGGUACAGUAGUUAUGUGCAACAAUUGUAAAAAAUGGUUUUGUAAUGGACGUGGUAGCACAUCUGGUUCACACAUUGUUAACCACUUGGUGCGUGCUAAACAUCGGGAAGUAACACUACAUUCGGAGGGACCGCUUGGGGAAACUGUGCUCGAGUGUUAUUCUUGUGGUGUGCGCAACGUGUUUGUAUUAGGAUUCAUACCGGCAAAAGCCGAUUCGGUAGUCGUGCUGUUGUGUCGACAACCGUGUGCCGCACAAAACUCAUUGAAAGAUAUGAAUUGGGAUCAAGAUCAAUGGAAACCCCUAAUUACGGAUCGUUCGUUCUUACCAUGGUUGGUAAAAGUACCGACCGAACAAGAGCAAUUACGUGCUCGGCAAAUAUCCGCUGCCCAAAUUAAUAAAUUGGAAGAAUUAUGGAAGGAGAAUAUUGACGCAACCUUUCAAGACCUUGAGAAACCUGGUAUAGACACUGAACCAUCGCAAGUGCUUUUGCGUUAUGAAGAUGGUUAUCAAUAUGAAAAAGUUUUUGGACCUUUAGUGCGUUUAGAAGCAGAAUAUGAUAAAAAAUUGAAAGAAUCGCAAACUCAAGAGGGUAUAGAAGUACGUUGGGAUGUUGGCUUGAACAAAAAAACCAUAGCAUAUUUCACGUUGGCAAAAACUGAUUCAGAUAUGAAGCUAAUGCAUGGCGAUGAAUUAAGAUUACGUUAUGUUGGAGAGAUGCAUAAGUCAUGGAGUGAAGUUGGUCAUGUUAUAAAAGUGCCCGACAAUUUUGGUGAAGACGUCGGACUGGAGUUGAAAUCCUCAGCAGGUGCACCAGUUAAAUGUACUUCUAGUUUUGCCGUCGAUUUUAUCUGGAAAUGCACUUCAUUUGAUCGCAUGAGUCGUGCUUUGAAAGUGUUUGCUAUGGACCGCAGUUCCGUUUCUAAUUAUAUUUACGCACGCCUUCUUGGACAUGGUCGGCAUGAUGGUAGCGAUGAACUACUGUUUCGCGGCCCCAUACCAAAGCUUUUCAGUGCACCGAAUUUGCCAGAUUUGAAUCGAUCGCAAGUAUAUGCUGUUAAGCACGCUUUACAAAGGCCUCUAAGCUUAAUUCAAGGUCCGCCAGGUACUGGCAAAACAGUUACCUCAGCUACAAUAGUUUAUCAAUUAGUAAAGCAGCAUGGCGGUACCGUGCUUGUAUGUGCGCCAAGUAACACCGCCGUAGAUCAGCUUACUGAAAAGAUCCAUCGAACUAAUUUGAAAGUUGUGCGCCUUUGUGCCAAAUCUCGAGAAGCCAUCGAUAGUCCCGUGAGCUUCUUAGCUCUACAUAACCAAAUUCGCAACAUGGAAACUAAUAUUGAGUUAAAGAAGUUGCAGCAACUUAAGGACGAAACAGGCGAAUUGAGUUCAGCAGAUGAAAAAAGGUAUCGUACAUUGAAGCGGGCUGCUGAGCAUCAAUUACUUGAGGCAGCCGAUGUUAUUUGUUGUACAUGCGUGAGCGCCGGUGACGUUCGCUUGGCGCGCAUAAAAUUCACAUCGAUUCUUAUAGAUGAAUCAAUGCAGUCUACAGAGCCUGAGUGUAUGGUACCAGUGGUAUUAGGUGCAAAACAAUUAAUUCUUGUUGGCGAUCACUGUCAAUUGGGACCUGUAGUGAUGUGUAAGAAAGCAGCCAAAGCAGGUUUAUCUCAAAGUUUAUUCGAGCGACUGGUAGUAUUGGGUAUACGCCCUUUUCGCUUGGAAGUUCAAUAUCGUAUGCAUCCAGAAUUAUCGCAAUUCCCCUCCAACUUCUUUUAUGAAGGCUCUUUGCAAAAUGGUGUGUGUGCUGAGGAUCGUAAAUUAAAGAUUGAUUUCCCUUGGCCACAACCUGACCGGCCAAUGUUCUUUCUUGUGACUCAAGGCCAAGAAGAAAUUGCCGGCUCUGGCACUUCUUACCUGAAUCGUACUGAAGCAGCUAAUGUGGAAAAAAUAACAACACGUUUUCUCAAAGCUGGUGUUAAGCCAGAACAAAUCGGCAUCAUUACCCCUUACGAAGGUCAGCGCGCUUAUUUAGUGCAAUACAUGCAAUAUCAAGGUAGUUUGCACUCAAGGCUAUAUCAGGAGAUCGAGAUUGCCAGUGUCGAUGCUUUCCAAGGUAGAGAAAAAGACAUUAUUAUAAUGUCUUGUGUUCGCUCGAACGAACGACAAGGUAUUGGUUUUCUCAAUGAUCCUCGUCGUUUGAACGUAGCAUUAACUCGCUCUAAAUAUGGCACAAUAAUUGUGGGAAAUCCCAAAGUGUUGUCAAAACAACCACUUUGGAAUCACUUACUCAAUUUUUACAAGGAUCGCAAAGUUUUGGUGGAAGGUUCAUUGAAUAACCUUAAGGAAUCUUUAAUACAAUUUCAAAAACCCAAAAAGAUAGUGAACACUUUAAAUAUGGGUGCCCACUUUAUGACCACUAUGAUGGCCGAUGCCAAAGAGGCAAUGAUUCCCGGCUCUAUCUACGAUCGUUCCGGUCACUAUGGUUACUCAUCAAGCGGUGUUGGUGCCUCAAACUAUGGUAACAGCGGACUGGGCUUAGGUUUGGGCUAUGGAGGCGGCAAUAAUAUAGGUUAUGGUGGCGGUCCAGCUGCUGCCCAAAUGCAAGCAGCGGCCGCUGCUCAAAGUAUAAAUCAAUUUAUGGGCGGUAACUUUGGAGCUAUUGGUGCAAGAAGCAAUAGCGGUCCAAGUGGUCCUGGUAAUCAAGCAGCAGUCAAUGCACAACAAUGGAAUCAUCACCAUCACCACGAUUCGAUCAGUUACAUUUCACCCGAACGUGCUCAGGCUGCAAUGAACAAUAUGCCAGUGCCUGUUGGCAUGUUCAUGAAUAUGAGCAAUAUUCCACCGCGUUUCUAUAAUCAACACCAACAGGCGAUACAGGCAGCAGCGAAGCAGGGCCGUCGCAGCGGUGCCGCUACUGCUACUGGCAUGAUGAAUAACAACAUUGGUGGGGCUGGCGUUAGCAAAAUGUUCAAUAAUUUCAAUUCGACUGCCACCAGCGCAUCAAAUAGGACUCAAAACUCAAAACAACUCAAAACCAUUGUACCAAUAUCUACCAAUGCAACAACAACAACAACAAAAUCGCCAGCUGUCAGCGCCGACGAUGUGGCAAGCGUUCUAAUUGGAGGCGGUGGUGCGGCAGCAUCACAGAACAAUGUCUUGCCGCUAACCCAGCAAAAUAUGUCGCAGCAAAUGAGCCAGCCCGGCGGCUUUACAUUGUCCCAACAGCCCGAACUAUCGCAGGACUUUGGCCAAAUUUCGCAAAUUGAUAGCAUUCUAUCGCAAGACGUAAAUUUUUCAGCGGGCAAUCUAAAUACGGAUAGAAUCAAGUUCGGCCUGAAUAGUCAGAGUCAAUUCUCGCAGCCCUAUUGAUAUAACGGUUGAUUCCAACUUCAAAAGCAAAAGCAGCAGCAGUCAGUUAAACCAACAAUUCAUAUCAAACAAAUACAAACUUUUUGAUGUAACGAUAGAGAACAAAGAAGUAAAGAAGCAUGCACACAAAAAACUGCAGAAACAGCAGCCACAGAUCUCUGAUCGCAUGGAUAGAAUCGAACUGAAUUGAUUUUGAGUGGUUAAAACAACAAGGAGAUUCCACCACUUGAAAACCCAGAUAUUAAGAUUAAGAUAUGGAAAUUUGGGUUUUACAGAUCAAAUGAUAACGCAAUUUCGAUAUGCGAAUCAGCGAUCGCACUUAUGCGACUGCGCAACGAUGGAGUGGUAUGUGCGCUAUUUGCGCGAACGUGUGCUUAAAGGAUUAAUUAGGUGUAAUUGGAAGCGACGAUAAGCAUAAACAAAAGGAACUACAAAAUAAUACGAACAAAAAUCCACAAUCAGAUGUAUUGAGAGCAUAGAGAAAACUGCAUUAAGAACAGUUGGAAAUGGUUAGAAUAUAAACAUAAUUGCUACAAAAAAUAUUAACACACAUUUAUGGACAAUGGUUAAGAUGGUGAAAGUGAAUAUAAAAGGCAUUUCACCAUACCAGCGAUGCGUUGUAGGCUGCGAAACAAAGAAAUGCGGUUGGCGAGCACUCAUGCUGUGUGCAUCGGGUGCUCCGUAUGAACAUACAUGUAUACAUCUACAAGAAGUAUAUGUGCAUAUAUAUGCAUUUUCAAAUAUAGAUCAGUUGUCAAGCAUAGUUUACACGCUUAAGCGCCUCGAGGGCAAUUAACAGCCAAUUGGCGAAUGUGAUCGAACGAUAAUUAUGUGAGAUUAUGAAGUGUGUCUCAUAUUCACAUUAAUUAUAUAAUUCGCGGGAUUCAUCAUAACCACUUCAUAGUGAGGAGACCGCUUUCAUUUCCUUCGAGUCCGGUUGAAAUAUAAUACUUUACUAAUUUAUAUCUGUGGGCUGUAAUCUCAAGUUCUACUGCUUCAGGAUUUUUCCAUUCACAAAUAUUUUAAUUGUUAAAUUUUGUGAUUAGUUCAUAUUUUCUAACAAGUGAUUUCUGCAUUUGCGACUAAAUUAAAAAAAAAAAUGAAUAGAAAAAGCAAGAUUACUAAAAAAAAUUUAACACAUAUAAAUUAUGUUUUCACACAGAUGCACAUUUUUUUUUAGAUACAUAUUUACUAUAUAUUUCAUUCAAAUGUUUCAUAUCACCUACCGGCAGCAGUUGAUUAAUGCGAUGAUAAAGCUAUGAAAAUGCUCACUGCAACCGCUGGGUGUUGAAGAAACGUGCUUUCGUCGCAUUUCCAUAUAAAAGAAACGCUUUGCUUUGCAAAUUUUGCAUGUGGAAUCGUCUUGAUUUCUCGGGAAAAAUCUCCGUUUUUAUUAUUUACGUUAAAGAAGAAAUUUUUUAAAUGAAAUAAAAGCAAUAAAAAUGUAGAUACAAUAUGUCUUUAUGUGUUGCAAGUGUAGGAAAUGGUGGAAUAAAGAUAACGUAAUGAAUGGGA
This is a messenger RNA of Ceratitis capitata (Mediterranean fruit fly), 5751 nucleotides long. RefSeq names its product regulator of nonsense transcripts 1 homolog (gene Upf1). Gene Ontology annotation, biological process: nuclear-transcribed mRNA catabolic process, nonsense-mediated decay. The record is from RefSeq and is a predicted model, not a curated record. Bases 562 to 4236 code for a protein of 1224 amino acids. The transcript has 6 exons. Gene Ontology annotation, cellular component: cytoplasm. Gene Ontology annotation, molecular function: RNA helicase activity; zinc ion binding; RNA binding. NCBI's taxonomy places the organism in Eukaryota, Metazoa, Arthropoda, Insecta, Diptera, Tephritidae.